Molecule: messenger RNA, 1122 nt
Organism: Durio zibethinus
Lineage: Eukaryota; Viridiplantae; Streptophyta; Magnoliopsida; Malvales; Malvaceae
Product: NAC domain-containing protein 2-like
Biological process (GO): regulation of DNA-templated transcription
Molecular function (GO): DNA binding
Source: RefSeq, a predicted model, not a curated record
CGUGCUGGCCACGUUCCCGCGAGUGUGGCAGUUGAUUGUGAUACGAGGUUGAUGUUUUAAGACUGAAAAAGUCAAGUCCUCAGCCAAUAAGACUUGGUUUUGGCCCACGACAACAAGACAAAUCCAAAGAUAAAAGGCCUAGCCCUCGCCUUGCAAACAUUUCAAACACCUUCCUUUUCCUCUGCCCUCCCUCCCUUCCCUAUCCUUGUUUGGACGAGAAGGAAUAGGAUGGAAAGGAAAACCACCUUUGAGCUUCCUCCUGGUUUCAGGUUCCACCCCACAGAUGAAGAACUGAUCGUGUAUUACCUCAAAAACCAGGCCAAAUCAAGGCCAUGCCCUGUUUCAAUAAUCUCAGAAGUUGAUAUAUACAAAUUUGAUCCAUGGCAAUUGCCUGACAAAGCAGAAUUUGGUGAAAGUGAAUGGUACUUCUUCAGCCCUCGAGACAGGAAGUAUCCUAAUGGGGUUCGUCCUAAUAGGGCAACAGUCUCUGGGUACUGGAAGGCUACCGGGACAGACAAAGCCAUAUAUAGUGGCUUUAAAAACGUUGGGGUGAAGAAAGCUCUUGUUUUUUAUGAGGGCAGGCCACCAAAGGGAAUCAAGACUGAUUGGAUUAUGCAUGAAUAUCGGUUAAGUGACUCGCGAAAACAAAUCACCAGGCAAAAUGGAUCCAUGAGACUGGAUGAUUGGGUCCUGUGCAGAAUCUACAAAAAGAAGCACUCAGCUGUGAAAGUUUUGCAUCAAAACGUGGAAGAAUCUAAUACCCCAAUUGACAUGAUAGAGUACUCAAAUGAUGCUAGUGAAAGCCAACAAAUGUUGAAAUUCCCAAGGACAUGUUCACUGUCUCAUCUAUUGGAAUUGGAUAAUUACACGGGGCCAAUUUCCCAACUUUUGAGUGAAAAUCCAUACAAUUCAAGCUUUGAUUUCCCUAACACCAUAGGCAAUACCGGGAUUGAACAUGUCGAGAAACUUCAGCUAGGAGAAAUACCUUACCAAUACACUGAUUCAGGGAAGUUUCAAGUGAUGAAUCAGUGGGGGAUUCUAAACCAGCAACAACAUAUGAAUCCCAUAGUGUAUCAGUUUCAGUAAUAGAUGUGCAUUUGAUUGUUUUCAACUUAACCAAAA